GAUGAGGUAUGUUUCUUCACAGGUACUUAUUUAUCAACAUAAGGGUGAGGAUCCUAAUAUGCUUAAGGUGUUAUGCGAGAUCCUGAGCCAAUAAUACUGGACCUGGUUGACCAGCAGCUGAACAGCUACCUCACCAACAUACGGAAACAGCAGAAGAAUGGACUUCGUGACCUCCUCAAAAGGCAAGCGGCUGCUCCGGCACUCGGGCUACACCUACUACCGGGAGUACGUGUCGAGCGUAGGCGACCGCUCGCUGUGGCGCUGCUCCACGCACUGGUCGCGCGGCUGCCGCGCCACUGUGCACACCAGCGCCGACGCCAUCGUGCGGCGCAAGAACAAACACAACCAUACACCGUCUCUCACUUAUACCACUUAUAAUAGGAGCCCUUGGAAAAUGAGUGCGGAACCUAAAAGUGGUUUCGUACUAUCGUUUUAUGCGCGCCAGUAAGUUGGUUUUUGGGAGCGUGUGUUGGCGCGUAUAUACUAAAAUUAAAUGUGGGUUAAAAUAAUUUAAAAAAAAACGCCGCCUUUGGGGUUCUGGUGAAAGCUACUUGCCAAUGUUGGAUUAUGUAGAAAAGUUUACUUAGGUAUUAAUUUAAAGCUGCCUUUGAUGCUUUAAUUAUUUGAUGGCAACACAAAUACGUAUACCGUUAAGGUUUGAGGAGUUUCCUCAAUUCCUCAUGAAUCCGAUUAUAAGAAAUCGAAGCUUGACAAAAUUUGACAUAA
Molecule: messenger RNA, 726 nt
Organism: Leguminivora glycinivorella
Lineage: Eukaryota; Metazoa; Arthropoda; Insecta; Lepidoptera; Tortricidae
Exons: 3
Coding region: 158-448 (96 amino acids)
Source: RefSeq, a predicted model, not a curated record